This is a messenger RNA of Oryctolagus cuniculus (rabbit), 4261 nucleotides long. RefSeq names its product chromosome 6 C8orf76 homolog (gene C6H8orf76). The record is from RefSeq and is a predicted model, not a curated record. Lineage: Eukaryota; Metazoa; Chordata; Mammalia; Lagomorpha; Leporidae. Gene Ontology annotation, molecular function: protein binding.
AUGCUCUCGGCGGUGGAGGCCCCGCCCCUUCCGCUCGGCCCACACGUGGGCACCGCCUCCUCCCGUUGCCCCGCGCGUGGGCUCGCUAUGGAGGCCGGAUGCUGGUUGUUCGGUUGCGAGUUCGAGGAUUCGGUGUUCGAAGAAAGGCCCGAGCGGCGGCCUGGGCCUCCAGUGUCCUACUGCGCCAAGCGCUGCGAGCCGCAGUGGUUUUGCGAAGAAACAGAGAGCAGUGAUGAUGUCGAGGCCCUGACUACCAAGAAGUUCAAAGGCGACCUGGCCUACAGACAAGGAGAGUAUCAGAAAGCACUGCAGGAGUAUUCCAGUAUCGCUGAGAAAUUGUCGCCUACCAAUUUUUCCAUGAAAAGGGACAUCCAGGAAGGCCAGGCUCGGUGUCUGGCUCACCUGGGGAGGCACCAGGAAGCCCUGGAGAUUGCUACCGAGCUGGAAAAUAAAGCGACCAACACAGACCAUUUAACCACUGUGCUGUACCUCCAGUUUGCUAUUUGCUCAAGUUUGCAGAACUUGGAGAAGACAAUUUUCUGCUUGCAGAAACUGAUUUCUUUGCAUCCUUUUAAUCCCUGGAACUGGGGCAAGUUGGCAGAGGCUUACCUGAGUCUGGGGCCAGCUCUCUCCACUUCACUUGCGUCAGCUCAGAAACAGAACAGUUUCACCUCAAGUGACGAGCCAGUCAAGUCCUCCUCUCCACACUCAGGACGAGGCUGUCUGCUGUGUUUGCCUGAAACCUUGCCUGCGAGCUCUGUGUUUCCUGUGGAAGCAAGGAGCAGUCACAGCCGGGAAAAUGAGGAUGCCCUUAAGAGCAUUCGACACUGCGUGGCGGGAGAGAGCGACGAAGCGCUGCCGGAGACUCGGAUGAAAGCCUGUGCAUCGUUUAUACGAACCAGGCUUUUGCUUCAACUCACCCAAUCGCAGCAAACAUCGUUUGCUUUGGAGAAGAACUUAAGGACGCAGCAGGAAAUCGAAGACAGAGUGAAAGGGUUUGGCUUCAAAGACGACACGUUGCUGUUGAUAGCUGAGGUUAUGGGAGAAGAUAUCGUCCCAGAAAAAAUAAAGGACGAGGUUCAUUCCGAGGUGAAGAGUGUUGGGCACGCGGCCCUGGCUGCCUUGGUGACGGCCUCCUCCCAAGAAUUUGAAGAAAGAUGGUUCAGAAGAAUCAGAGACCACUUCUGGCCCUUUGGAAAUCAGCUCGGUUCACAGACGCACGUCCUGGCUUCGUGCUCCUGCUGAAAAAGAAAGUGGAAAAUGGCUCGUACUGGGGUUGUCCUGUUCUGACAAGUACUGCACCUUCCACCUGCUACCCCUCAGCAGAUCGCUUUGGGAAAGUCUGAAAGGGCACUGAGCUCUUGUGGCCUUUUAAGACACUUGCUGUCCUGCAGCCAGCAGUGUGGGAAUCCACAUGGCCUGGAGAAAUUCUUCAGGAAGGACCUGGAAAGUUGUCUAAGAGGAAUGUGUCAGGACUACAAGGAGUCUGAGGUUUUGCCUCCUAGGAAGCUGACCGAUCCGCCUGCCAGUUUCCUGUGCGCUGGCAGAAGACAGCAGGCGUCUGUGUCGGAGACGGCGGAUUCUGUUGCUCAGGCCCAGCACCCCAGCAGUGGCUCCUGCUCCCAGGUCCCGGGAGGUGGGCACGUCGGGGCACAAAGGAGUGCCUGCCGUCCCAUGCAGCAGACGCGCUUUGCCGCCUCUGUGAUGUGGGUGCCGUGGGCUGCGUUCCAGGAGUGGAACCCUGACUUUAGGAAACCCAAGUCUUUUUUGAAAAAAAAAAAAAAAAAGAGAGAUUAAUUUAUUUGAAAAAGUUACAGAGCGAAGAGGAAGAGACAUACAGAGAGAGAGAAAGUUUCUAUCCGCUGGUUCACUCCCCCAAAUGGCUGUGAUGGCCAGGGCUGGGCCAGGCCAAAGCUAGGAGCCUGGAACUCCAUUGUGGCAGUGGAAGUGGAAUAUCCAGGACUCAAAUCAGUGCUCAUAUGCUGGUGUUACAGGGGACAGCUUAACCUGCUGUGCCACAAUGCCAGCCCCUCAAAUCUUUCACAAUGGCCAGUAAGCAUGCUGGCCCUUUGCUGUGUGUGUGUGUGUGGGGGGGCACUGUCUGCCUUAUUUUUUGAAAAAGUUCUUAUUUAUUUGAGGGAGAAACAAAGCUUUCAUUUGCUUGUUCACUGCCCAGAUGCCAGCAGUAGCCCCUGGAUGGGGCUGAAGCCAGGAGCCAGAAAUGCAAUCCAGGUUUCUCAUGUGGGUAGCAGAACUCAGAUGCCUGAGCCGCUGCCUCCCCUGGGUCUCCAUUAGCAGAGAGCUGGAGUCAGGACUGGAGGUGGUACGGAAGCCAGGGGCUCCUACGUGGAUCGUGAGCGUCUCAACCAUUAGGCCACACACCGGCCCGUGAUCUCCUUUUUUAAGGCUGUUUGCUGUCCGCACGUAGCUGAGAAGAGAGUCUGGAACAGAGAGCAUCGAGUGCCUUGCUUACAGGACACAGAGGCCCGGAGACCCAGGAGCAACGUGAUUGACACACGUCGCCGUUGGUCUCUGACACUGUCUCCAGUUACACAAGGGUAUUGCCGUACUCUGAUUUAUCUGGCACGUGACAGCUUGCUCUCUCUUUGUAAAGAUCUAUUUUAUGUAUUAGAGAGGGGGGUAGAUAGAUCUUCCAUUUGCUGGUUCACUCCCCAAAUGGCCACAAUGUCCAAGGCUGGGCCAGGCUGAAGCCAGGAGCUUCAUCUGGGUCUCCACAUGGAUGCAGGGGCCCAGGGACCCUGGCCACCCUCUGCUGCUUUCCCAGGUGCGUUAGCAGAGAGCUGAAUGGGAAGUGGAGCAGCCGGGACAUGAAUCAGCACCCAUAUGGGAUGCCGGCAUUGUAAGUGGCAGCUUAACCCACUGUGCUACAACACCGGCCCUAAGAAUUCUCUUACAAAAUAAUUUAAUGACACAUCAAGAACUCCAUCAGUUGCCAGAUUGCAUAAUUUUUUUUUUUUAAGAUUUAUUUAUUUGAAAGAGUUAACACAGAGAGAGGAGAGGCAAAGAGAGAGAUCUUCCAUCCACUGGUUCACUCCCCAGAUGGUCGCAAUGGCCGCAACUAUGCCAAUCCGAGGCCAGAAGCCAGGAGCUUCUUCCAGGUCUCCCACGUGGGUGCAGGGGCCCAAGGACUUGGGCCAUCUUCUACUGCUUUCCCAGGCCAUAGCAGAGAGCCGGAUCAGAAAUGGAGCAGCCGGGACUAGAACUGGCACCCAUAUGGGAUGCUGGCACUUCAGGCCAGGGCUUUAACCCACUGCGCCACAGCACCGGCCCUAAUCCUUCAUAAUUUUUAUAUUUAUUUGAAAGAGAUGAGCAGACGAGACAGAUUUUGCAUGCGCUGGUUCACUCCCCAAAUAGGCAAGAUGGCCUGGCUGAAGCCAGAGCCAGGAACUCCAUCCGGGUCUUGCACGUGGGUGUCAGGGGCCUGAGUACUUGGGGCAUCUGCGGCUUUCGCGGGUGCAUUCGUAGGGAGCUGGAUCAGAAGAAGAGCAGCCUGCACUGGAACCAGUGCUCCUGUGGAACGCAGGCGCCGCAGACGAUGGCCUAACCUGCUGCUGCACCACAGUGCUGGCCCUACAUAGUUCUUAGUUCAUCUUUCUCAGCAGAGGGAAGGGAAUGUGAGCCCUGGGCAAAACGUGACGUCCUCAGGAUUGCCCUUCCACACUCUUGCUCACUCCCGUCACUCCUCUCCAGUCUGGCAUGGGUGGGGUUGGGUUUCUGCUUUGACUACUCUCGCACUGAGUCUGAGCACAAGCAGCCAUCGCCAGUUCAGUCUUUCCUCUCUAGUGUGAAAAGAUUCUGUGCGAUGGGUAGACGUUUCAAUUUUAGGGACCACUGGACAUGAAAGCCCCUCGAGUGCCCAUUGCCUUCCGCCCAGUCAGUCAGUCAACGACCAUUGUUUACGGAGCUCCUGUUAUGUGCCAGGCUCCGAGUGGCUGCAGUGCGGGCUUGUGGUCUAGCUGUGGAUUGCCUUUCCUGGUACAGCUCUGGCCACUUGGAGCCCCCUGCCUCACUAACCCUUGCCUCUGUGCACAAACCCAGGCUUGGAACUGGAGACCGCCACCCAUCAUGCUCAUCUUUCAGGUGGCACCUGAUUUUGCUCCCCGGAAGUUUUCCUGGCCCAGGCAGGGUUAGUUUGCCCUCUUUGGGGCUCCCUUUUCCUGAUUGCCCUGCUGGCCUUGUCGCUCUGUGUUGUUGCAUCUUUGCUUGUUUUCCAUGAUGGAUUCUGAAUUUUGCAAAGCCA